This is a messenger RNA of Humulus lupulus (European hop), 1749 nucleotides long. Its product is annotated as protein DETOXIFICATION 14-like. Gene Ontology annotation, cellular component: membrane. The transcript is spliced from 7 exons. NCBI's taxonomy places the organism in Eukaryota, Viridiplantae, Streptophyta, Magnoliopsida, Rosales, Cannabaceae. Gene Ontology annotation, molecular function: antiporter activity; xenobiotic transmembrane transporter activity. The record is from RefSeq and is a predicted model, not a curated record. The coding region runs from base 71 to 1546 and encodes 491 amino acids. Gene Ontology annotation, biological process: xenobiotic detoxification by transmembrane export across the plasma membrane.
UACUACAUUAAUCUAAUCAUGCCAAAAUAGACACAAUUUUUGGGAGUUUUUGAAGUGAGAAAAAGAAGCCAUGGCAGAGAGCUCAGUUGGAGAAGAAGAAAGCAUGGAAAAGGGGCUCUUAGGAAAAGAAAGAAAUGGUUUUUUUGGUGAAAUAUUUGAUGAAGUGAAGCUAUUGGGUUACAUUGCAGGACCUAUGGUGACAGUGACUUUGUCUCAGUAUUUUCUUCAAGUGAUUUCUAUAAUGAUGGUUGGUCAUCUGGGUGAGCUUGUUCUCUCUAGUACAGCUAUUACCAUCUCCUUCUGUGCUGUCACUGGCUUCAGUGUUAUUUAUGGAAUGGCUAGUGCAUUAGAAACUCUCUCUGGACAAGCCUAUGGAGCAAAGCAAUAUAGAAGACUUGGAAUUCAGACCAACACUGCUAUACUCACCCUAACCUUAGUCUGCAUUCCAUUGUCUCUAAUGUGGUCUUACUUGGAAAAAAUCUUGGUAUUCAUGGGCCAAAACCCUUUAAUUUCAAGAGAAGCUGGUAAAUUUUCAUUAUGGUUAAUCCCUGCACUAUUUGCCUAUGCAAUUCUUCAGCCACUGAUUAGAUAUUUUCAGACACAAAGCAUUAUUUAUCCCUUGCUUCUGAGCUCAUGUGCUUCUAUUUGUUGCCAUAUACCACUCUGUUGGGCUUUAGUUUUCAAGUCAAGACUAGGACAUUUUGGAGCUGCAUUGUCUAUUGGCAUUUCAUAUUGGUUGAAUGUGAGUUUGCUAGUUUUGUACAUGAAGUUUUCUCCUGCCUGUGAAAGCACCCGGGUUUCGAUUUUUUCAAACCUAUUUCAAGGCUUUGGAGAGUUCUUGUGGUUUGCUAUACCUUCUUCUUUUAUGAUUUGCCUUGAGUGGUGGUCAUUUGAGCUUCUUACUUUGCUGUCUGGUUUUCUACCAAAUCCUCAGCUUGAAACUUCAGUGUUAUCUGUAUGUUUGUCCACUCUCAUAACACUCUUUACAAUACCAGAAGGACUUGGUGCAGCUGCAAGCACUCGAGUUUCAAACGAAUUAGGCGCUGGUAAGCCUAGAGCAGCUCGGUUUGCUGUCCACGUAGUCAUGUCUCUUGCAGUGCUAGAGGCACUUAUUGUAAGUUCAGCUCUCUUUCUAGGUCGAAACGCUUUUGGUUAUGUUUUCAGCAAUGAGAAGGAAGUUGUGCAUUAUGUGACAAACAUGGCUCCACUAGUUUGUGCAACAGUCAUACUAAACUGUUUGCAUGGUGUCCUUUCAGGCAUUGCCAGAGGAUGUGGGUGGCAGGACUUGGGAGCCUUUGUCAACCUUGGCUCUUACUAUCUCUUUGGGAUUCCGGUGGCGGCUGCUUUGGGAUUUUGGUUGAACAUGAGAGGAAAGGGCCUUUGGAUUGGAAUUUUCUCUGGUUGCUUGUUACAAACAUGUCUGCUUUCUGUCAUAACAAUUUGUAUCAACUGGGAGAAACAGGCAAUAAUGGCAAGAAAAAGGAUUUUUGAGGAAAAAUCUGUAGAAGAUAAUAAUGGAUUAAGUGAGCAUAGUAGUCUCUACUAAGCUUGCCAUUUAUAUUUUUUUGGCAAACUCUUUGUACUGAAAUGGUUUUGAAAAUGGUUAAUUACUCAAAUCAGUAUUCAGUAAUAGUAAGUGUUAACUCCUUAAUCAAUGGAGUGUUAACAUUACUUAUUUAUCUUCCUAUUCGUUUUUGUUUCACUGAACAACUGGUGUUAAAAUUAUUAUUAUAAGGGUAUUUUAGUCUU